This is a messenger RNA of Camellia sinensis, 1415 nucleotides long. Lineage: Eukaryota; Viridiplantae; Streptophyta; Magnoliopsida; Ericales; Theaceae. The record is from RefSeq and is a predicted model, not a curated record.
UGACCAACAGUAAAGGAACACUAGUUAUUGGCUACAAUUCAUCGGAACAUACACUGGCAACAGAAUUAAUUGGCAGCAAUGUAGAUAUUCUAACAGAGAUCCUUACCCGUGUGCCGGCAAAGUUCGUCAUCAGAUUCAAGUGCGUGUCUAAGGAUUGGUUCUCCCUAAUCUCCAAUUCACCAUUUUCUCGCAACCACGCUAACCAACAUCCCAGUGCCUUGUUCUCAGGACUGUUCAUCAACCCUGUUACAUCAUUUGACGAUGAAAAAGUCAAGUCUGUCUCACUUCACGGCCAACACCAAAGUCUUCCGACUUCGUCAUUUCUUGAUGGUGUUGGAUAUGGGUCUGGUACAUUUAGGAUUGAUGACUCUUACAAAGGCUUACUAUUUUGCUUGAAUGGCCCAACGUGUUUCAUUGUUUGUAACCCGACCACCCAGAAAUACACAGUACUUCCCUAUCAUGGUGGCACUAUGACAUCUUCUGUACCAUUUCGUAACAAGUUUGGUGUUUUCUUGAGUUCUAUGUUUGGUGGUUAUUUGGCUUUUGAUCCUUCAAAAUCACCUCACUACAAAGUUGUAUUGGUAAGUUACAUUAGGAAUAGUGAUGGCUGCUUUUAUUUAAUUGACAUAUGCGCUUCGGAGAGCACUUCUUGGACACACAUGCGCGCUGCUGCACCACCAGUUUACCCUUUCGCAAAAAAGUUAUUUUGGAAUGGUUCAAUUCAUUGGAUGAGUUACGAUAAUGUUUACAUCCGAUUUGAUGUUGAUGCUGAGAAGCUAAUAGGAACUCCAAUGCCUUCAAACCCUAAAAUUCUCUCCGAAGAGAGAAUUUGGUAUUUUGGAGAAUGCUGUGGCCAUUUACUUCUUGUUCAGUGCUGCGAGAUGGGAUUCAGAAUUCUUGAGAUGUAGAGGAAGUACUGUUGUUGGAUUGAGAAGUGCCAGGUCAAUCUUAGACCCAUAAUAUCUCUUUUUCCUGAGAUAGAGAGAAGCAGACACGUGUGACCCGCCCAUCGUUAGGAAAAUGAUGUGUUGUGAAGGGAGCAAAUGAAAAAGAUUUUACGUUGGUGUUAUCUGUUCCUGGCAAAAUUGUUUCCUAUAAUCUGAAGUGCAAGGCAGUGAAGGUGCUCUGCGAACGGGCUUUUAUGAAUGUCCUGGUUACAAGCACAUUUCUUGUGCAUAUGCUUUUAAGUAUGUUUAUGAAUUCUAUGAAAGCCUGUUCAUUGUUUGAGCAUGUCCUACAUCUUGGAACAGAUCAGAUGUGCCUUUUUUAAGCUUGUUCUUGACCUAAAGCUUUCGCAAUACUCAAUUUUUAUUUUUAUUUAUUUAUUUUUUUUUAAGAAUUCUGUAAUGUUUAAGCUAUGCUCUUCAUGUACUUCUUCCUUGUGAAAGUUAGUGAUGCCCUCUCAUUUGGGGAUU